ACUGCUAAAAACGUUUCUAUCAGGAUCCUGUUAGCUCAUUCCUUGGCAGAUACACAUACACUCUCAAAAGGAAUCAAAUAGUAGGAGAGAGAUUGAAGGAGGAGGAAUUCAGUUGAUCUCCAACCUCAGGAAGAACAAAAAUGGCGAAUAUGCAUGCAGAUCCAUCAAUUUCUUCUAGGUUCUGACAUGCAGUAGUUUGGAAACAUUGCUGGCGUUGAUUGUCAGUUACGACCUCUAGUCGGCGGCGUGUCUGCCAAUCACAUCUCUUUAUCUGGCGUUGCUAUUCUCGGUACAGUGUUCAAGUGCCGAAAACUACAUCUUGUGAUUGAUGGCUGGGAACCUCACAGACAAUGGAAGUGAUAACUUUAGCUGGAGUAGUGAUGAUGAGGUAGAAAAAGAGAAAGAAGUUUUCGAUACGGGUUCAUCUCUGACUACUCUCCCUUCUUUUAAUGGUACUGCGGAGGGAAGCUCCUCAUCCGGGCCUUCCUCGACAUUGUUUCGCCAUUUUGUUGGAGCAGGUUUUUCUGAAAGUUUGGUUGCAAAAGCAAUCAAAGAAAAUGGAGAAGGGAACAUGGAGUCCAUCCUAAAUGCUCUUCUUACAUAUUCGGUCUUGGAAAGCUCUCCCUCAGAUGAGCCAGAUAUUGAAAAAUCUUCAGCAGCAGAGCAAAAUGGGGAUUUUGCUGAGAGAAUAAAUGAUCUGUUUGGUCAGACUAAUAAUGGUGACUCUGAUCAGAAGAUUGAUGCAGAUUCUGACUUCUGGUCCUCAGAUUAUGACGAAAAUAUUCCCGAGGAGUUAUCUGAUUCAGAUAGUUGUUUUGGAAUGGAGGAAACAUCUGGCACUUUUUCAGAGAAGGAGCAGAAAUUAUCGUUUUUGGCUGAUAUGGGUUAUCCCAAGGAAGAAGUCUCAAUAGCAAUAGAAAGAUGUGGACCAGACUCCUCGCUAGAGGAGCUAGCUGACUUCUUAUGCGCUGCUCAAAUGGCGAGGGCAUCAGAUGCUUCAUAUGUAGAUCCACCAAAGCCAAAGCUUUUUAGUGACUAUGCUAAACAUAAAAAGAGGAAGAUGCUUGAGUAUGAAAUGAGGAGGAAAAAGCAAAAGGGGAUUUUUGAGGAGGAUGAACCGAUUCGCCUUCCCAAACCAAUGAUAGGGUUUGGAGUUCCUACUGAGCCACAACUCCCUUUCCAUAGAACACUACCAGAGACAGCCCAAGCUCCUCCAUACUUCUAUUAUGAAAAUGUGGCACUUGCUCCUAAAGGAGUUUGGGACACAAUCUCUCGCUUUCUCUAUGAUGUUCAACCUGAGUUCGUUGAUUCAAAGUUCUUCUGUGCUGCUGCAAGGAAGAGAGGAUAUAUUCACAACCUUCCAAUAGAAAACCGAUUCCCACUUCUUCCUCUCCCCCCUCGUACCAUCAAUGAAGCAUUACCCUUGACUAGGAAAUGGUGGCCAUCUUGGGAUCCAAGAAUAAAGCUGAACUGUCUGCAAACUGCAAUUGGUAGUGCAAAGCUGACAGAGAGGAUCCGCAAGGCACUUGAAGAUUAUGAUGGUGAGCCUCCUGACCAUGUUAAGAAGUUCGUGCUUGAUGAAUGUAGAAAAUGGAACCUGGUGUGGGUUGGGAGAAAUAAGGUUGCCCCACUUGAACCUGAUGAAGUAGAAAUGUUGUUAGGAUUUCCUAGAAACCACACAAGGGGUGGUGGAAUAAGCAGGACCGAUAGAUUUAAGUCACUUGGCAACUCAUUUCAGGUUGAUACGGUUGCCUACCACCUGUCGGUCUUGAAAGAUUUGUUCCCAGGUGGCAUUAAAGUGCUUUCUCUUUUUUCUGGAAUUGGCGGUGCAGAAGUUGCUCUUCACCGUUUGGGAGUACCUUUAAAACUUGUAGUGUCGGUUGAACUUGCUGAAGUGAAUAGAAACAUUCAAAGAAGUUGGUGGGAACAGACUAAUCAAACUGGUGUUUUGAUAGAUAUUGUUGAUGUGCAACAGUUGACUAAUGAAAGGUUGGAACAACUGGUAAAAAGAUUUGGGGGCUUUGAUUUGAUUAUUGGAGGAAGUCCUUGCAACAAUCUAGCAGGUAGUAAUAGAGUAAGUAGGGAUGGACUCGAGGGUAAGGAAUCUUCACUUUUCUUCGAAUAUAUCCGUAUUUUAGACGCAGUUAAGUCUAUCAUGGGGGGGAAGAAACGGUGACCGAGUGUAAUCUAUAUUUUUCCAGAUGUACUCCAUAGGCCCCUGGAUAUUGAUUUCUGAAUACAGUAAUCUGAUAAAAUACUUGGUUAAUGACAUUUCUAGGUGUUAGUUAUGUCUUAGCACCAACUUAACUUUGGUGGGAAUCGAUGAAUAAUUUAUUUUUGUAGACUUUAACCAAUUUAUUCCCUAGGGGUUGUAAACUUAUAAUGGCUACUGUAUUUUUGCAUGGACAGAAACGGAUAGCAUGUAUAAGGUGGAAUUAUUUGCAAUAAUCUUAUAAAGUGUACAUCUUGGUAUUGUGUUA
Spinacia oleracea (spinach) is the source of this 2480-nucleotide messenger RNA. RefSeq names its product DNA (cytosine-5)-methyltransferase DRM2. Gene Ontology annotation, molecular function: DNA (cytosine-5-)-methyltransferase activity. Bases 329 to 2176 code for a protein of 615 amino acids. The record is from RefSeq and is a predicted model, not a curated record. The transcript has 11 exons. Gene Ontology annotation, cellular component: nucleus. Lineage: Eukaryota; Viridiplantae; Streptophyta; Magnoliopsida; Caryophyllales; Amaranthaceae.